This is a messenger RNA of Penicillium subrubescens, 1437 nucleotides long. RefSeq lists its product as uncharacterized. The coding region runs from base 1 to 1437 and encodes 478 amino acids. Lineage: Eukaryota; Fungi; Ascomycota; Eurotiomycetes; Eurotiales; Aspergillaceae. Gene Ontology annotation, molecular function: acetyltransferase activity; lipoic acid binding. Gene Ontology annotation, cellular component: cytoplasm; mitochondrion. The transcript has 4 exons. The record is from RefSeq and is a predicted model, not a curated record.
AUGAACAUCUUGCGCACCGGGGCCAGUGUUCCCCGCGUCCUGCGGCCUUGUCGACCCCAGAGUGUUCUCCGCACUCGUUUCCCCAUACCACCCGUCGCGAGCCGCGCCUUUCACGCCGGGCCUUCGUUGUGGGGGAUUAAGUCGCAGAUUCUCAAGGAUGUUGGUGAAGGUAUCACCGAGGUCCAGAUCAUUCAAUGGUAUGUGGAGGAGGGAGCUCAUAUUGAGGAGUGGAAGCCACUGUGUCAGUACCAGUCUGAUAAGGCAGUAGAUGAUAUCACAUCGCGGUAUGCGGGUGUCAUUAAGAAGUUACACUUCGAGGCAGACGAUACAGUACCUACUGGACGGGCUCUAUGCGACAUUGAAGUCGAAGACGGAAAAUACCCCGACGAUCAACCUCCCCAUGACACAACACUCGAACCAGAGCCGCCCGCGGCGGCUCCAGAGUCUGGAAUUCUAGCUACGGCUCAAGAAGCCGAAACAUCCCCCAUCGAUCCUCAAGUGCCAGAGGAAAUCAUCGAGACACCCAAGUCCAAGCAUGCAUCUCUUGCCACACCCGCCGUACGAGGCCUUCUCAAAACCCACAUGGUGGACAUUCUCGAUGUCAACGGCACAGGCAAGGAAGGACGAGUCCUCAAAGAGGACGUCCUUAAGUACGUGGAGACUCGGGACUCUCCCGUAUCAGCAGUCUCUCCUAAAGUGACACUUUCCAUCACACCCGACACUCGACAGACGGAAUCCGAGGUCUCUCUUACCCCCAUCCAAUCAGCCAUGUUCAAGACCAUGACCAAAUCCCUCAGCACCCCACAUCUACUAUUCGCCGACGAACUAAAAGUCAACGAUAUCAAUUCCAUCCGGAAGAAACUCGUCAGUGAUGCCCGUGAUCCGAAGAAGAUCACUUUCCUCCCCUUCAUCGUCAAGGCGGUCUCUCUAGCCCUUAACCAAUACCCCAUCCUCAACGCCCGCGUCGACACCAGCGACCCCAACAAACCCAAGAUCAUCAUGCGGGAAAAGCACAACAUCGGCAUCGCCAUGGACACGCCCAAGGGCCUCAUAGUGCCCAACAUCAAAGACGUAGCCAACCGAUCCAUCUUCGACAUUGCCGCCGAGAUCUCACGGCUCAGCGCCCUAGGCAAGGAGGGCAAACUAGGACCCGCCGAUCUAAGCGGCGGGACGAUCACAGUCUCGAAUAUCGGGAAUAUCGGUGGCACGUAUGUGGCGCCAGUGAUUGUGCCUUCGGAGGUUGCUAUUCUAGGCGUGGGGCGGACUAGGACGGUUCCUGUUUUCGAUGAUCAGGGUGAGGUUACUCGAGGGGAUAUGGUCAACUUUAGUUGGAGUGCGGAUCAUCGGGUUAUCGAUGGGGCAACGAUGGCGCGGAUGGGUAAUAGGGUGCGCGAGUUGAUUGAGUCGCCUGAGUUGAUGCUUCUUGAAUUGAGAUGA